Galeopterus variegatus (Sunda flying lemur) is the source of this 1048-nucleotide messenger RNA. Its product is annotated as O-acetyl-ADP-ribose deacetylase MACROD2-like. The coding region runs from base 244 to 474 and encodes 76 amino acids. The record is from RefSeq and is a predicted model, not a curated record. The transcript is spliced from 3 exons. Lineage: Eukaryota; Metazoa; Chordata; Mammalia; Dermoptera; Cynocephalidae.
AGUUGACAGGCUCUGAGGUGCUGCUGUGGCGGCGGCCGCGGGGCUGAGGCGGGUGGGAGCCGGAGCCGAGCGCGGGCUCAGGGAGGAGGGCGGCGACUGGAGAGUGGCUAGCGGCGCGGGACGCGGAUCCGCUUUCGCUUUUUCCCUCCCGAGUGCCCCCUCCCACCCCUCCCACUCCACACACACCGUUUGCCCGUGAGCCUGGGGAACUUGCAGCUUAAAGCCAGCCACCCCCACGGCAACAUGUACCCCAGCAACAAGAAGAAAAAGGUGUGGAGAGAGGAGAAAGAACGUUUACUGAAGAUGACCUUAGAGGAGAGACGCAAAGAAUACCUAAGGGACUAUGUUCCCCUGAACACCAUCCUAUCCUGGAAGGAGGAGAUGAAAGGCAAGAGCCAAAAUGAUGAAAUUCUUCUCAUCAAAUGCCUGACUGCUUGCACCAUCCAGCAAAUACUCUCUACCAAGUCUAAAUAGAUGAUUCAGCUGGUACUUAAUGAACAAAAUGAGACAGAACAAAAAUGGACGUAGAUUGUUCAAAGGAAUAAGAAUAUCUAUCUCUUCUUUCCUUGAAUAAGAAGAGGAACUGACAAAGACUGUCUCCUUAACCAAACUUUAGUCAGCUCCCUCUAAGGCCCUUUCUUGACUAGGCCUUGUUUUUACUGGACCUGCAUCACCCUGUUUUAGCAAGAAUCUUGCUAAGUUAGUUUAGAGAGAAUCCCCCAUCCUCAAUAUCUGAUCACCCUUAAUAUCUGAUCACCCUUAAUAUCUGAUCACCCUUGAUAUUUGAUCAAAUUCCUCAGCCCCUACCAUCCUCUAGGCAAUACAUGAUCACCCUGGCCUGCUAUCAACAAGAAUUCUAUUAGGUCUGUUUUACCAGAAUCCCCUCUAUCCCUGAUGUUUCCACUUGGUAAUUUUCCAUCCACUGACCCCCUCCUGCUUUUGGGUGCUCUUCGCCUUGUUGCAUUCAGAAUUGAACCCGGUCUUAUACUGAGGGCUCUUUUCUCCUAUUGUAGUAGUUUCUGAAUAAAAUCCAUUUUUACUGCUUUAA